AUGAAUACUUUACUUAAAAUUCAGUUGCUAAGAGGUAGUACAUAUAAAGAAAAAAUUGCUCGACCACAUUUGAAAGAUUUAUCGAAUUGCAUUAAUUUACCAGAUGCUUAUUUGUUAAAAGCUUGUGGUGUGAAUAGAUUCUUGUUUCACAAGCUUUUGAGAAUUUUAGAACCUGUCGUACCUAAAACACAGCGAUCAAAUGGUAUUCCAUUUACGUUAAAGGUAUUGCUAACAUUAUCCUUUUUAAACAGUGGUUCACAUCAAAAGUCAAUCGGCAAAGAUUUUGGUCUUAAUAUUUCUCAAAAAUCAGUGAGCAGAAUUAUAAAAUAUGUUAUUGAAGGGCUUAACAUGGUCUUGAAUAACUGGAUUUGUUUCCCAAGUUCUGUUAUGCUUCGAGAUGAAAUCAAAGAGGGAUUUUAUAGAAGGUAUCACUUUCCUGAAACUAUUGGAUGUAUUAAUGGUACAUAUGUUGAGAUUGUUUGUCCAAGAGAUGAUGAAGAAGCUUUUUACGACAAAAAUGGUCAAUAUUCUAUUCAUGCGCAAAUUAUUUGUGAUGCUGAGCUUAGGAUAAUAGCAAUUUGCUGCAGAUUUGGAGGAGCUGCAAAUAAUGCUUAUAUAUGGAAUAGGAUGAAUAUAAAGACUUUUAUUGAAGAUAUAAAUAGACAAGGAGAAACUAGCUGGAUAGUUGGUGAUUUUAAAUAUCCUCAAAGAGCAUGGUUGAUGACACCAAUCUUACAUGCAACUCAAGAUACACCAGAAUCACAAUAUAACCAUUUUCAUAGUCACACCAAGAGUUGUAUUGAAAAAUGUAUAAGCAGGUUGAAGGGACAAUGGCAAUGUCUCCAUAAAAGACCACUCCAUUAUACUCCUCAAAGAGCAGCAAAAAUCAUAAAUGCAUGUGCUGUACUUCAUAAUCUAUGCCUAAAAGCUGGUCUUCCGGAACCAACACCUUACAUAGAAAAAGAGUUUGCACCACUUAUUAGUGAAAUGACAGAGAUGUCAGAUGAUAAUAUUAAUGAUUUAUAUAUAGGCCUAGAAGUAAGAAGACAACUUGCAGAAAAAAUUUACUAUAGUGUGUAA
Parnassius mnemosyne (clouded apollo) is the source of this 1080-nucleotide messenger RNA. Lineage: Eukaryota; Metazoa; Arthropoda; Insecta; Lepidoptera; Papilionidae. The record is from the annotation of a GenBank genome assembly.